UCAAAUUUUCUGCUUGCAUAUAAUAAUUCAAAUAAUAAUAUUAGUAUGUCCCAACCAAAACCUGCCCUAUCAAAUGAAAUAAUUUUCAUAUAAAAUACUUUAGCGCAUUUUCAAUAUGUUUCACAAAUACCGACCAACAAAGUUACACAUCUAGUUUGUAUGUAAACCAUGAAUUUCUUGUUUGAAAUGUUGUUUCUUGUCCCAAAGAGCCGAUACGUCAAAACUGACAUGCCUUCUCAUACAAGAUUUAGGAAGGGAUGACUUCGCUGGCUGAUUGUUGUAGCACGAACGUUCUGCAUGCAGUCGUUCGAUUUGCAGUUCAGAAUAAAGUGCAACGAUAGUACCUGCUACAAAUGCAGUUCCGAAGUUUCUUUUAUUUACAAUUAAUCGUUGCGUCUAAUGCGAACACGGUUCAUCUGAUUCGUGAUUAUUUCUUUUUCAAAGAUGUCUCCAGGCUUGUUGGAUUUUCUUGUUUUAAUGUAGAUGAGUAUGAAAUCACCAGAAUUUUCAACGAUGCCGGAAUCGCAGUCUCCAUAAAGCAACUUCAACCGAACAUCGACAUCCCGCGAUUUUUACAUACUGAUUAUUGGACUUUAGGGGUGUUUUUAGAUCUACGAUGCAACUUCACGGAUGAAAAUAUUAAGAAACUUUUCAGAGGUAUAAUUAGAAUACCAAGUUUAUAUUGGAACCAUCUAUUUUAUUAUAUUAAAAGGAAUGAUGAAGCAAGAAUUAUGAUUCAGGCUUCAGAGAAUUAUAUGUUCGAACACCUGCAUCAGUGGUUGAUUCUGUCGGAAAAUAUAAAUCGUACGGUUCAAUUAUUUAACGAAACCACGUUCAGCAUCGUUAUGGAUGUUAUAAUUUCUGUGUCGGAAAAUGAGAAUUAUGUUCUUUAUGAUGUGUACAAUCAUUGUAAACAUUGUGGUGGUUUACUGAACAUCACUACGUUCGGCAGCUGGAGUCUUGAGAACGGAUUAGAAAUUAAUUUGAUAGAUAAUAAGUUUAAAAGAAGGUGGAACUAUUUUGGAAUGAAUGUUAAAGUUAUUGGCGUCGUGAGUGUAACUAACAGAUCUAAAGAUCAAGAUCUGAUAGAAUAUCUUCAAGAAAAGAAAGGCAACCUUCUGGACAAUUGGUCGAAAUUUGGAUAUUCACUCAUAGUACACAUUGCCGAGAUGUUCAAUUUCACCUUGGAAGUCUCAGCAAUAGACCACUGGGAGAAAGGUAAUAAAAUUGGACCCUUAGUCACUAGUCUUAACAAACGACUUUACGAUCUAGGAUACUACCCAUCAAUUUUGACUCUUGAAAGAAUGAAUAACGCAGAUGUAAUUACACAAGUUUGGCCUCUGAGUUACAAUAUUUUUUACAGAACCUGUUUCAUGUUUCUCACUGUACCAUCAUCGAAGAUGGAUAUAAACAUAAUUUUUAGACCGUUUUCAACAAAUGUUUGGUACAUGAUAUUGUUACUAUCGUUCAUUAUAAUUUUCGCAUUAUGGUUGAUCUUGAAAGUAGAAAACAAUUCUGAUUAUGGAGCGACAGUUCUCAUUAUUGUUGCCGCACUAUGUCAACAAGGGCUGCCAUUUAAUGAUAGCAGUAAAUAUGCAGGUCGUGUUGCUUUUCUUCACACUUUGAUCUUCGGCUUACUCCUGUAUAAUUAUUACUCGGCGGCAGUAGUAUCAGCCCGGUUGAAUGCGCCUUUAAACAAAAUGAAUGAUUCAUUGUACUCGUUAAUGCAUAGUAAAAUGAAGCUUACAGCUUAUAAGGAUAUCUACUUCAAUUACUUAUUUCGAGCUCCUGUAACGGAGGUACAGCUUUUUAAAAAAUACUGGGACAAGAUACCAGAGAAUGAGAAGUUUGAAUCGAUAGAGAAGGGUGUAAGAGAAAUUAUGAAGCCUGGACAUGCUUAUCAUAUAGACCCUGUUCUGGCUUAUCCACUCAUUGAAGUUAUGUUCACUAAACAGAUGAUUUGCCAGCUGACCGAAGUACAUUUAUUUCGACCUAGUACGAUAGGUUUGUGGUCAUCGCAACAUGGUCAAUUUCUAGAGAUAACGAAGAUUGGUCUUAUUAGAAUGUAUACUGCGGGCAUCAGAAAGCGACAGGUACUACGUUGGACAGCUAAAAGACCUUAUUGUGAUAAGGAAAAACCCUAUGUUUCAAGUGUUACGAUUCAUGAAACAAUACCGAUAUUACUUAUUUUACUUUUUGGAAUUACCCUGUCUAUUAUAAUCUGUUUUAUUGAGAACAUUACUUUUCGCACGUUGCAAACUAAGCAGUGGAAAAGAAAAUCUGAACAGGUUCGACGAAAAAGUAUGACACUUAAAAAUAAAAUUGUACUAAGAAAAAGCUCUGAUAAAAAAAAUUACUGA
Messenger RNA from Megachile rotundata (alfalfa leafcutting bee), 2360 nucleotides. RefSeq names its product ionotropic receptor 75a. The record is from RefSeq and is a predicted model, not a curated record. NCBI's taxonomy places the organism in Eukaryota, Metazoa, Arthropoda, Insecta, Hymenoptera, Megachilidae.